Messenger RNA from Schistosoma turkestanicum, 354 nucleotides. The record is from the annotation of a GenBank genome assembly. Lineage: Eukaryota; Metazoa; Platyhelminthes; Trematoda; Strigeidida; Schistosomatidae.
UCCUGGGUUGUAUUACUGAUUUUAAACCACGCAGAUAUUUCAAUGAUCAUAACACGGGCAUAUGGUGCAAUGAUAGUAGUGAAUGACAAUAAUGCCGGUAACAAUACAUCUUUGUGCAUAUUCAGCUCGAAUGUUUGGAGUGGCUCACGUCGCAUAUCUGGUUCUGUUAUAAUAACUAUUGCAUUAAUGUUGGCCCUCAUCAUAAUACUUAUCAAAAAGUUACACUUUCCGUCAACAUGGAAUACCGUUUUUAUGGUGAUAACCUGGAUUAUUAUGUAUAUCGUUCAUACUCAUUUAAAAUUGCAUUCUCAGUUUUGUCGUUCGUUUGUUGGUGUAGUUCUAUGUCUAUUGUGA